Molecule: messenger RNA, 537 nt
Organism: Aphanomyces astaci
Lineage: Eukaryota; Oomycota; Saprolegniomycetes; Saprolegniales; Verrucalvaceae
Exons: 1
Coding region: 1-537 (178 amino acids)
Source: RefSeq, a predicted model, not a curated record
AUGAGCUUCGUGAGUCCAUUGGAUGCAGAAUUGGCCGCGACUCUGGUUACCCAACUGCGUGACAUGCGCGAGCUAGUUGAUGAUACCAAGGAAUUUUGGGCCUUUUGGACCGGUUGGCGCCGGAUUCUUAAGGCUGUGCCGUGCGACUACACAAUGUACAGCAUGGGACGUUUCCAUGGGAAAAAGAAGUACAAAGUCAACUACUUGCCGUUGCACUGUGCUGAUAACGCGCUCGGUAUUCACUCCUACAUUGCAGAACUGGCGACUUGGAUGAAAAAAUCGAAACUCCAGACCACGUUCCAUGAAAUGCGUCAGAAAUGGCUGCAAUUUGCCAAAAACAAAUCUCAAGCUAUUACGAGCGAUCUGCAGCGCCAUACGACCUGUAUGGAAGUGCCACGACAUGUGUUGGAGUACCAAGUCCGGGAUCUCAAGCGACGACUCGAAACGGCUGAAGCGAUCCUCGAAGCACAGGUUUCGAAGCAACGUCGCCUUGCCGCGAAGGUGUACGAUGAAUUUCCAGCACGCCCACACGACUAA